Molecule: messenger RNA, 3081 nt
Organism: Magnolia sinica
Lineage: Eukaryota; Viridiplantae; Streptophyta; Magnoliopsida; Magnoliales; Magnoliaceae
Product: F-box/LRR-repeat protein 4
Exons: 8
Coding region: 242-2107 (621 amino acids)
Biological process (GO): SCF-dependent proteasomal ubiquitin-dependent protein catabolic process
Cellular component (GO): SCF ubiquitin ligase complex
Molecular function (GO): protein binding
Source: RefSeq, a predicted model, not a curated record
CUUGAACACACGUGUGACCUUCCAACGCAAGAAAGUGCACCGGCUACAGCCGUGUAUUUAACUAUUUAUCGCUUACCAUUCCAUACGAAUCCAAAUCCCCUCCAUUUUUUUUUUUUCCGUAUAUUUCUUGUUCUCGCGGCAUUUUUUUCCCUCUCCCCUCUUCCCUGCAAUUCCCCUUCCGAAACUCCUCUUUGACAAAACCGAAGUUCCACCAUUCAUCCAUUGAUUACUGUUGCUCGCAAUGAGGGGCCACGAUCUGAUCAACGCCAUCCUCCCCGACGAGCUAAUCCUGGAGAUCCUCUGUCGCCUCGACAGCUACAAAUCCAGCUGCGACGCUUGCUCCCUCGUGUGCAAGCGAUGGCUCAAGCUUGAGCGGGCCAGCCGCAGGACGGUCCGGAUCGGCGCGUCCGGGAACCCCGACGCGUUCGUGAAGCUGAUGAUCCAGCGGUUUGCAGCUGUUUGUAAUGUGUACAUUGACGAGAGAUUGCCUAUCUCGUCGCCGUUCCCGUCUACAUAUCCUCUAGGGCAUGGAAUGCCCCGAACAGCUACUAGAAAAAGUCGUUCAUGUAAAAGAAUUAGAGGCUCAUCUUCCAAACUUCAUUGUGCGGUGGAGAGCAGCGGGUCUGAAGAAAGUGACAUAGAACCUUUUAGUCUAUCUGAUGCUGGUCUUACUGCUCUUGCUGAAGGAUGUGCACGUCUAGAAAAGUUGAGCUUAAUAUGGUGUUCCAACGUCACUAGCGUGGGGUUGAGAUCCAUUGCUGAGAACUGUAAAGCCUUGAAAUCUUUGGACUUACAGGGCUGCUAUGUUGGAGAUCAAGGUCUUGCGGCUGUUGGAGAGUGUUGCAAACAGCUUGAAGAUCUGAAUUUACGUUUUUGUGAAGGCUUAACUGAUGCGGGUUUGACCGAAUUAGCCAUUGGCUGUGGGAAGUCAUUAAAAGUUCUCGGUGUAGCAGCUUGUGCAAAGAUCACCGAUCUCUCUUUGGAAGCUGUAGGAUCUCACUGCACAUCCCUUCAGACCUUGUCAUUGGAUUCAGAGUUCAUCAAGAACAAAGGGGUGCUUGUUGUAGCACGAGGAUGUCCUGCCUUGAAGGCUUUGAAGCUACAAUGUAUAAAUGUGACAGAUGAGGCUCUGCUAGCUGUGGGAACCUACUGUUUGUCACUGGAGUUGUUGGCCCUAGACAGUUUCCAGAGAUUUACAGAUAGGAGCCUAUGUGCUAUUGGUAAUGGGUGUAAGAAGCUAACUAAUCUUACACUAAGUGACUGCUAUUUCUUGAGCGACAAGAGUCUUGAAGCAAUUGCUACUGGUUGCACUGAACUUAAACAUCUUGAAGUUAAUGGUUGCCAUAAUAUUGGAACAUCUGGACUAGAGUCUAUUGGAAGAUCCUGCCCGGCACUUUCAGAGCUGGCUCUAUUGUACUGCCAAAGGAUUGGCAAUAAUGCUCUUUUUGAAGUUGGAAGGGGCUGCUCACUCCUACAAGCACUUCACUUGGUAGAUUGUUCGAGUAUAGGUGAUGAUGCGAUAUGCAAUAUAGCUCAGGGCUGCAGGAACUUGAAGAAACUUCAUAUUCGACGUUGUUAUGAGAUUGGAGACAAGGGCAUUAUUGCUGUGGGUAAGAACUGUAAAUUUCUGACAGACCUAAGCCUUCGGUUUUGCGAUAGGGUUGGCGAUGAUGCACUUAUUGCUAUUGGUCAAGGGUGCUCCCUUCAACUGUUAAAUGUCAGUGGGUGCAACAAGAUUGGUGAUGCUGGUCUGACAGCCAUUGCAAGAGGCUGCCCUCGACUUGUUUAUCUAGAUGUCAGUGUUCUUCAGAACUUGGGGGAUAUAGCACUUGCCGAAAUAGGCGAUGGCUGCCCGCUGCUUAAGGACAUAGUGCUGUCCCACUGCAGGCAAAUAACAGACGUUGGUUUAUCACAUCUCGUAAAGCGAUGUACCCAGUUAGAAUCCUGCCACAUGGUUUAUUGCCCAUUUGUGACUGCAGCCGGAGUUGCCACAGUGGUCUCAAGCUGCGUCAAUCUAAAGCGGGUCCUCGUAGAGAAGUGGAAGGUCAGCCAGAGAACUAGGCGAAGAGCAGGUUCAGUCCUCGCAUAUCUCUGUGUUGAUCUUUAGUUCCACAUCAUAGAUUGUUUAUAUGAGGUUGGCUUUGGUACCGUCUAGGAGUACCAAGUUAGGUACCAUGUGGGCUCUGUUGGUGGAAAAAUGCGACCUAUCAUCUCAUGUCCGCACAGAUCAUGGGUGGGCCCCCAUCAUUUCACAAGUGGGACUUCUUUUCAUCAAUGCUCCUUGGUACCCAUUUACCUUUACCUGUUUAUACUGUACCGUUUCUGCUCCAAAUGCAUAUUUGGAGCUGAAGGUGGGAAGCCAUGGCUUGACGUCUCAAGGAAUCUAGCAUGUGUCAGUACAUGCUAAAAGGGUAUUUGUAUGUAUCCUCGCAUUGAUAGAUUUAUGUUGUACUUAUUUAGGCCCUAAGAAGGCCACUUCCACCCUCGCCGCAUGUGACAAUUUGGCAGCAUGUGUGCAAGAUCCUGGUUGUUCAUCAGGUGGCCGCCACCCUGUACAUGGUGUAGCCUGAAAUGAGGCUGGUCCAGUUAUUAGGUGGGCCAGACAUGAAUGCUAAAUGUGCCCUAUUGUUCAACUUCUUAUUUUGUUAUUAUUUUUUUCAUACUUGUGUGGGCCUAUCUGAUGAAUGGCUUGCACGUCCGACAUUCUUGCCUAUUUGGCACAUGUGAAUUGAGUGAGGAAUCCCAGUGCUCUUGUAGAUUGCUCUGAAUUUCUAAUUUUUAAACAUUUCUUUGUAUGUUUAUGCUUUAAGUUCAUGACUUGUGCAAAAAGAACUGUCUGAUAAAGAGCGGUUUUCUUCCUGUUAAUUUUUUUUUUUUGCUUCUUUUGGAAGAAAUUAUAUAGCAUUUGUUAUUAAACCAAUAUCUAGCUUGUGACUGAAUGUGAAAUGGUGAUGGAUUAAAUAUUUGAGGGUAAUUAAGUCAUUAUUGUUGUAAAGCAUAUUUUGACAUGUUACAUUAGAUGUGAGGGUGUAUGUGGAAUUUUCAAGAGGAUAUGAUCAGUGAAGACAUCUCACUUGGAGA